Messenger RNA from Selaginella moellendorffii, 1598 nucleotides. RefSeq lists its product as uncharacterized. The transcript has 3 exons. Lineage: Eukaryota; Viridiplantae; Streptophyta; Lycopodiopsida; Selaginellales; Selaginellaceae. The record is from RefSeq and is a predicted model, not a curated record. Bases 26 to 1267 code for a protein of 413 amino acids.
CACAACCACCGUAUGUGAUGAGGCAAUGUAUCCAGAGCGUUUUGUUCUUUUGGGAUUCAUAUUCUUGUUUACGAUUGGUCGGGUGGCAUUUGACACUUUUCAGCAGCACUACUCUCCUCCAAAGGUCGCUACUCGCGUUUCAGCACCGGGAAGCAGCAGCGGCAGCAGCAGCAGCGACCACGAUGGCAAUGCCUCCCGUGUUGCGAUUUGCCUGUUGGGACAGCUGCGACACUUCGAGCUAACCGGUCCGAGCAUCCGGAAGUUCGUCAUCGACGCACACAAGGACGCUGAUAUCUUCCUCAAUGUCCCGCUGGACGAGAACACCUGGAAGAUCGCACUGCUCGGGGUCAACGCCCGCUUCCGGAUCGCCAGGAUCUUCAGGGCGUAUGACAUGCUCGAGAGCACGAUGCACAAGGAGCUGCUCAAGUCGAAAAGCUCUCCAAACGGCGUCCAAGGCCUCCUGCAGUACUUCAGCCUGGUCGAAGGCUGCAUGCAGCUCAUCGUGGCCUACGAAAAGAUGCACGGCUUCCAGUACAAAUGGAUCGUGAGGACAAGGCUGGACGGCUACUGGACCGCGCCACUCCCGGCCACCAUCUUUCGUCCCGGAGUCUACACGGUGCCGUAUGGUUACGACUUUGGCGGUCUCAACGACAGGCUCGGUGCUGGGGACCGGCAGACGACCAUGGCCACCAUCAACCGGCUCAGCAUCCUCCCCAGUCUCCACGCGCAAGGCUACCGCAACAUCCACUCGGAGCGCGUGUUCGAGGUCCACCUCCGUGUCUCGGGCAUCCGGGUGGCGAAAGAGAUGCUGCCGUUUUGCAUCUUGAGCCACCGGAACUUCCCCUGGCCGGUGCUCGAGACCCCAGUGGCGUCCAUCCUCAGCAAAGGUCCUCUCAACGGAGCUUACUGCAGACCGUGCACUCCCAAGGCCGGGCAACGAGAGUCCAACCGGAUCGUGAGGAAGCUGUACAGGAACACGGGGUGGUGGAGCGUGGACAGGUCCGGGUGGAUUCCCACGGAUGGAGUGACGCUGGAGCUGUGCGAUGCGUCGAAGCAGGCGUGGGAGGAUGGCUGGGAGGCGGUGUUUGACAGGGCCUCCGGGAGGGAGGCCGCGGAGAUUCGGAUGAGGCUCGGCAACGCGUCGCUGGCGGACUGUAUCGAGCAGAAUGAGGAGUUCCAGCGAGGGUGGGAGAUUUGGGACGGGAUGUCGCCCAAGGAUCUGUGCUUGCACUCGAGAAGAGAUGGACAAAACUUUCCUUUGCAUUGAAAGAUCUUGUUCUCUUUUCCCUGAAGACUGUAAAACUAAGCACUUUGCUUACGCUGGUGCUAAGUUUCCGGAUUCUCGGUCUUGGAGAGAGAAAUGACGUUGAAGUCUAGCGAUCCGGGGUUCAUGGAGAUGAAGUUUUGGAUGACUUUCACGGAAUCCUGGAGAGAAGAGUGUCUAGAGAACUUGUAUGAUGUGAUCACAAGGUUUUGUUACCUUGAGCACUGAUGAUGGAGAGGAAGGGCCAUGGUAGACUGGUUGUUCUUUACGGCCAUCUAGCUCGUAGAGACCACCUAGACAAGAGAAUGAAAUAAGUUGAGAUAUUUUUAGCGGA